Molecule: messenger RNA, 1784 nt
Organism: Cercospora beticola
Lineage: Eukaryota; Fungi; Ascomycota; Dothideomycetes; Mycosphaerellales; Mycosphaerellaceae
Source: RefSeq, a predicted model, not a curated record
ACACUACCUCAAAAACAUGCUGGAAUUGUAGGUUUACGAGGUUCUGUGGGUUACGUGGGGCACACUUCUACGCUGCUUCUCUGCGCUGAUCUCGAUUGAUCGCGUUUAGCACAGCAUUUCUCGUACUUACGUACGCGCUGGAGAUCGCCCUUCUACCAUGGAUGACACCAUCUGACAGUAGAUUGCUGUGAGGACUUAUGUUUAAUGGAUGACGCAGGUACACCUCGGCGUCGGGGAAGCUCCAGAGCUCCAUUGGCUUGGUUCUCGAUGAUGCUCACCUGUAUACACUCCGCGCAUACCGUGUUCGACACAACACAUAGUAGGAAGCACUCAACACUCGUUAUCGCUCAUUAGCCUCUUACAAUAACAGCACAGCAACCACAAUGCAAGACGUCGACUUCCUCAUCCUCGGUGCAGGCUGGACAGCAACCUUCCUCAUCCCGCUCCUCUCACACCACAAAAUCACUUUGGCCGCGACGACACGAGACGGCCGCGACGUCGCCAACCAUGAUACCAUAAAAUGGACCUUCCACCCCGACGAAGAACAGUCCACCUCUGAAAAGUCUCAAUUCUCGUCUCUGCCCACCGCCAAAACAGUCCUCAUAACCUUUCCACUCACCUCCCCCUCCCAAACCCAACUCGUCGUGAACGGCUACACCAAAUCACACAACCUCUCUUCAACACCUCAAAUCAUCCAAUUAGGCAGUACAGGAAUCUGGCAAAUCCCCCAAUCUUCAACCUGGGUCUCCCGUUCAUCUCCCUACGACAAAUCCAACAAACGCGCCACAGCCGAAGACGCCCUCCUCUCCCUCUCCGGCUCAGUCCUCAACCUCGCAGGCCUCCACGGUGGACCCCGCGAUGCCCGAAAUUGGGUCUCCCGCGUCGCGAAAACAAAAGACGAAGUCAAGAAUAAGAAAUCUGUACACUUGAUUCACGGAGUAGAUGUCGCGAGGGCGAUUCUGGCCGUGUCAAAGAAUUGGAAUAAAGCGAGAGGACAGAGAUGGAUGUUGACGGAUGGAGUGGUGUAUGAUUGGUGGGAGUUGUUCGCUGGAUGGGCAGAAGGUGCUGAGCCGGAUGAGGAUGUGAAUAGGACGCCGAGCGAGCAGGCACAAUGGGUGUACGAGUUGAUGUGGGAGGAGGAUGUGAAGGCUUUGCCGAGGAGUAUGGACACACUGGGGAGGUGUUAUGAUUCGAGGGAGUUUUGGCAUACCUUUGGAUUGGCGCCUUUGAAGGCGAGAAUAUGAGAGGCUGUGAUGAUUGAUGAUUUUGAUGAUGGAUAUUGCGAUAUCAAUACAAAAGCUGACGGUAUGCCUCGUUCUUCGAAUCGAGAAUAAGGCUGCUACAGCAACAUCCUUCCAGCAUGCCAGAAACAUCAUCCCUUGAAAUUCGUAUUCAACCUCCAAAACGUAUUCUCCCAUCCAGGCACCCAAACUAGCGACCUAAUGCGAUCAUUCCACGUUCCCGGCGACUUCUCAGUUUCCCCAAUCUGCGUCCCAUUGCCGAUAAGCCGUCCAUUUUCCGGGCCCACAGAGUAAGGAUUAUACACAAGCGCAUCCUGCACCGAAAGAUUCUUAUCAGACAUGGCUCGAAAAGCCCACACAUUCCGCCUCGUUUUCGGCGAUGUCAGGUUGUAUUCUUCUAGCGGUCGAGUAAAAGGUAGACAGAUGCAACCUCUCUCUUGCACAGUAUCGUCGUGCGUGAGAAUAAGACGCCAGUCAUUAUCCUUUUGAGAAGGAGCACCGAGCCAGAGGAACGCUGAGAUGCUAUCGCCGUGGUCUUUGUGU